This is a messenger RNA of Wyeomyia smithii (pitcher-plant mosquito), 2148 nucleotides long. RefSeq names its product ribonuclease Oy (gene RNaseX25). NCBI's taxonomy places the organism in Eukaryota, Metazoa, Arthropoda, Insecta, Diptera, Culicidae. Gene Ontology annotation, molecular function: ribonuclease T2 activity; RNA binding. The record is from RefSeq and is a predicted model, not a curated record. Bases 267 to 1220 code for a protein of 317 amino acids. The transcript is spliced from 2 exons. Gene Ontology annotation, cellular component: extracellular region. Gene Ontology annotation, biological process: RNA catabolic process.
UUUGACAACGACGCAUAUAUUUUCCAUUGAAUAUUUUGAUUGCGCGUACUUCGGUCGUAUAAUUUUGCUUCUACUGCUGAGAAAAAAACAAAAGUGAACGAUUUGUGUUAUUCUACCUGCCGCAGGAAGAUAUUACGGCAAGCCCUGAAAGAAAGUCAAUUAUAAAAAGGCACAGUAAGAUUGUUCCGAAGGUGCGAGAAGCAGUAACAAUUUGACCAAUGUGUAGGUGAAAGUUUCUUCCCGAGCAAACAGAAUAAAACACGUAAAUGAUGAAUUUGGAAUACCUGAUUAUCAUUUUAUCGACAGUCUACCUGCAGAGUAGCGUCCUGGCGGAAGAUUCGUCGGAAGAAAUUUAUUCUUCGGAAUCUUCCUCCGGUGAAGCGACGGAUGUUGAUUUUGAUCUGCUCAUCUUCACUCAGCGGUGGCCCAUUACGGCCUGCUACGAAUGGCGCGAGAAGAGUGCUAGUAACAUAUGUGGAUUACCUUCGCCGAAAAACGUCUGGACUAUCCACGGUAUCUGGCCUACCAAGCAGAAUACGAUCGGGCCAAGCUUCUGCAACAAAACGGCCAUAUUCAAUGUGACUGAACUAGAACCAAUUGAACAGCAGCUGGAACAGUUUUGGAUUAAUGUGGAGAAGAAUAAACCCUACGAUUCACUGUGGCGCCACGAAUGGCUUAAGCAUGGAACCUGUGCUGCAGCCGUACUAACUCAAUUGAACACUGAGAACAAAUAUUUCGGCCAGGGUCUUACCUGGCUUCAACAGCAUUCCAUGGCCGAUGUUUUAACCGAUGGUGGUAUAACACCGGGCACAAAUCGCACUGUCAUAGAAAUCCAUAAAGUACUCAUGGAUAAAUUGCAAAAAAACGCCGCCAUUGAAUGCUUUCACGAUAAAGAAACCAAACAGCAGUUUUUGAAUGAAAUUCGCAUUUGCUUCGACAAAAACCUCGAACUAGCAGAUUGUGAUGGAAUCUUAUUCGAAGAAGUCGCAAUCGAUUAUCCCAAUGGAAAAGUCAUUACCAAUUGUAACAUGAACAAACCAAUCAUGUACCCAGGAACCGUACCACUUUCCAGGUUCGACAAGACGCACAUGUCGCCGUACGAUCUGCACCGAAAAUUUUUAGAGGAAUAUAACCGCAAAAAGUCGGACAAAAGCAGAACUAUGAAGCUGCUGGUAAAUAUAUAUAAGUUGAUUCAAUUCCUGAAGUGGACAACAAUUUGAGAUUUUUCCAACUCGUUUAACUUUUUCUAUAACCCCUUUCUUUAGAACCCCAUCUCCCUUUCAAAGCUUUAUGGGGCUUUAUCAAAUUCCCUUCUUGACAGUAAGAAAAAAUCAUCAGAUUUUUUUUUUGUUUUGUGAUUUUAUUGCAUUUUAUACAAAAUUUACUAAAAGUUUUGAUUUGAUGUGCUCUAAUGGAAGCCAGAUUGAAAAUAAAUUAAGAUAUGCAAAAUCCUAUGUCCUGCUUGUGCACGAUACCUACAACAAAGCAGCACAUUUUGUACAGUUGAAGAAACUAAUGGAAUACACCCAUUUCGAUUCAAAAUUUUCACUGCGCUCUGCCUGUGCCACAGAAGCGGCAUAAAAUGAGAGCAGAAACCUACCCAAAGGUUUGCAGAAUCGGCAUUAUAUGUAAAUAGUUAAUUUUUAGAAGCAUAGAGCACGAUUGGCAUAAAUAAGUGAUAUCAAGCGUGAUACAGGUUCAUAGCAGUCAGAACAGAAGACAUCGCCGAACAACUUAAUUUGCGAUCAAUGGAUUUCUAGCCUGCGUUACGUCUGUUUCUCUUGAUUAUGCUAAAUCAUAAUCAAUCCGCUUGCGAGUACAUCAGAUAAGCAGACACUAACAAAACUUCAGAGCGUACUACGCGUUGUACUUAAGCUGAUCUCGUUACUUAUCAAAUGAUUAACAAAACAAACAAACAAGUUAAUACAAAACACAGUUCAAAAAUUAAUAGAUGAAUUGACUAUUUUUCGCAUUUUUUCAUGAUGCAUAAUUAUUUUACCACUAGCGUAAAUUAUUGAAACCGCAAUCCGUCUGUUUAUCUGAGCCGUUACAAUGCACUGAGGCAACAUUAAAUCAUUAAAUGCUUUCUUUCGACUGACAUUCGAACGUUACUUUUUGAAAAAAAAUUAAUAAAUAUUUGACAACCAA